Molecule: messenger RNA, 880 nt
Organism: Megalops cyprinoides (Indo-Pacific tarpon)
Lineage: Eukaryota; Metazoa; Chordata; Actinopteri; Elopiformes; Megalopidae
Gene: sumo2b
Product: small ubiquitin like modifier 2b
Exons: 4
Coding region: 58-345 (95 amino acids)
Biological process (GO): protein sumoylation
Cellular component (GO): nucleus
Molecular function (GO): protein tag activity; ubiquitin-like protein ligase binding
Source: RefSeq, a predicted model, not a curated record
UGCGCGCCCCCGUAGGCUCUUUGUGUGGUGGCGUAGAGAAACGCGGGUAGUUAAGCUAUGGCGGACGAAAAGCCCAAGGAAGGAGUGAAGACAGAAAACAACGACCACAUCAACCUGAAGGUGGCAGGGCAAGAUGGCUCUGUGGUGCAGUUCAAGAUCAAGAGGCACACACCACUCAGCAAGCUCAUGAAGGCGUACUGCGAGAGGCAGGGACUUACAAUGAGGCAGAUUCGGUUCCGGUUCGACGGCCAGCCCAUAAACGAGGCAGACACACCAGCACAGCUGGAAAUGGAGGAUGAAGACACGAUUGAUGUUUUUCAACAGCAAACAGGAGGCCUCAUCUAAAGCAGCAAGCCCCACCAUCAACAUGUCUUCUUGCUUUCCAGAUACUGGACCUUCUCCCCCUUACUGCUGCAACCAGUCAGUACCAUGCAAAAGUAGACAUGUUCACCGUUAUCCAUAACUACUGUUGUAUAGUGUUCAUUCUCGCUUUUUCCUUUUUUGUACAUAAACAAGUGUAAGGAACACAUUGAGUUAUUCAGAAGAAGCAGUAAGUACUGGAAGACUCUACAACUCAAGCCUGACAUCACACAGACUUGGUGAUAUGACCAAGGCGAAUCAAACCCCAAAAACUUUUACACCUCAUUCACUGCAAGAGUGAAAUUGGUUGGUUAUCCAAACUUUGAUUUUCUGUUACGCGUUUCAGAAAAUUGAUUUUAUAUCUUUUUAAUAUGUAUAUUGUAGCAGUUAACGUAUGUGUAGAGUAUAUCGUCUCUAAUGUACUUUGGCUAGAUCACGUAUAAAACGACGAGCCCAACAGAGGGGUUUGUAGUCAAGUUAAAGAUCUGUGUUGUCUAAUAAAUUUCUUGUCAAAAUAAAA